AAGGGGAUAUUUUAAAUAGUUAAAAUGUUUCAAAAUGUAAUGCAGUAUAUUUUCAGUGUAACUAUUCUGUCGUUUAUGUUUACAUAAAAUGCUUGUGUUGAGACGAGGGCUUGAAAACGUCCAGCUACUAUAUUCUCAGCUUCACGGUACCAUAAGGGGUCUUGAAUGCGGUUUGUUACCCUGACGUGGUGGAGCCAUGAUGGACGACCAGAUAAAAGCAGAAGACUCAUCCGCAGAGGACGACGCCAAGCCCGGCAUGCUCCAGAAGCUCAAGCUGAACAUCUCUAAGACCGUGCAGAGUAAAGUGGAUACGAUUUUGAGAGAUGUGCAGCAGUUUACAGACAACGACAAACUCUACCUGUAUUUACAGCUCCCUUCAGGUCCGAGUGCAGGAGAGAAGAGCAGUGACACAAAUUCGGUGAACACGGCCGACCAGCUCCACACCUGCAACUGGAUUCGCAGUCACCUGGAGGAACACGCCGACACCUGCCUGCCUAAACAAGAUGUUUACGAGACAUACCGGAAGCACUGUGAAAACCUGCAGCAGAGGCCACUGAGCGCGGCCAACUUUGGUAAGAUCAUCAGAGACAUCUUCCCCAACAUCAAGGCACGCAGACUGGGAGGCAGAGGCCAGUCCAAGUACUGCUACAGCGGGAUCCGAAGGAAGACGGUGUUAAACAUGCCAUUGUUACCCAACCUGGACCUCAAGAAUGAUCCGUCCGAGCUGACCGAGCUGGUGCAGACGUACAAACAGGAAGUGACGGAAGCGGCCUGUGAGCUGAUCUGUGACUGGGCUCAGAAGAUCCUCAAGCGCUCGUUCGACACGGUGGUGGAAAUCGCACGUUUCUUAGUGCAGGAGCACAUCGUAAACCCGCGCUGCAGCCAGGCCGAGCUCGUCACCUCCGCGUCGCUCGCCGGAGGCCCCGCGAAACCUCACAAAGUGAUUAAAAAGAACCCGACAACGUCCAGAGGGAGUACAGCAGAGGAAGAAAGCACCGGCCAAGACACUAAGAAAGAUGAAAGUGAGCAGGUUGUGAAACAUCUUCCCAACGACAAAUCAGCUAAAGCUCCUGAGGUUUUGCGUUAUGGAGGCCGUGAGAUGCAGGUUGAAGCGCUGGUGAAGAAACUCCCUCAGCUCCGCCCUCGUGGCUCGAUUCCAGAAAAACCCCUCCUCUCCGUUCACGCCCCCGCUCCUGCCUUCACGCCGAAUGACUCUAGCAGCGUCCAAGUGACUCUGCCCAUCACCGUGGCAACGCUCUCGCCACAGCAACACGGCUCCUCCCACCAUCUCAUGAUCCUGCCUUCUUCGGUGGCCGUUUCCACAGCAACGCCGGUGACGACAGCAUCUAAAAGGGCCUCCGAUUCGUCCGCAGUGGGCCCGGGCCCGCCAAUGAAACGCAAAAGGGGUCGACCCAGGAAGCAGAGACCAGAAGAAACGGUGGCUGCUCAGAACGCCAGUCCGAAUCAGAACCUAAACCUGAAUCCCAGUCAGAAUCUCAGUCUGAAUCCAGUGGUGCUGAAUAGAAGCGUGAUCCAGAAGGCGCUAUCGUCUUCCUCCUCGUCCUCGCAGGUGACAGAGUGUAAAAUCGAGGAAUCCGAGUCGCGGCCCGUCAUGCUCCUGCAGGAACCGGGCCGGGCCUUGGUGAUCCAGCACGCCCCCAUGUCACGGGAAAGCCGUACCGUUAGCCAGGUGCAUCUCCCACCUCCUACUGUACACGAGGACAGGGGCAUAGUGAAGAUCACGCUCACUCCCAUCGACCCCUCCGUCACUGAAGACGACUCGGUUUGCAGCGUGUCCGAGACCAGCCCGGGGGAGGGGGAGGUCCCGUAACCGUCCGCCAAGUGUGUGUGUGUGUGUGCGCGUGUGUUUGUCUUGUCAGUGACUUUCGUGACUAACACGUCAGAUUUUUCAGUUAAGAUCGUCAUGUCUAUGUACCUUUGGGUUUUUAUUUCCUUUGUUCCCUAAUAAUCUUCUGUCUGAGGUCCACGACACACUGCAGUCGAUUAACAACCAUAACCAGGAGCCAAAAACUAAACGCACAGACGCACUCCAUGUCUUGUUCUUCUUUCAGGUGCCAAAAUUUACAGUUUAGCUGUAGCAUUUAUAUUUUAUACCUGUCGCUAUGACGAUACAGGAGCGAUAAGACAGCUACGCUUUCCUGUUUUUUUUGUUUUUACCCAACUGAAACACUGGUUCAAACCAAACAAGACAAAGAGCUACUUCACUGUGGGGGAAACGACGUGUUCGCUAAAUUAGCAUCAUUUAGCAAACACGUCUCAGCCGAUCGACUACGUUCGUGACAGACGCACAUUUUAUUGUUGGCCGAAUUGUAGCUUUAAUGCACUUUUAUUACACAGUGAUCCAGACCGAGGACGAGGACACUGGCCCUGUGGCACCCUGACCAUCACUCUGUGUGUGUGUGUGUGUGUGUGUGUGUGUGUGUGUGUGAUGACUGAGUGUGUGUUGAAGUUGUGGAGGUGAUGUUACAGUGCUAUUACGGGUUUGUAAAUCGAGGGCUUUUACAGCGUCUCUCUUCAACUUAAAACUGCAGUGACAAAGAUUUAAAUAAGCAUGCACACACACACACACACACACACACACACACACACACACACAAUGUAAAGUUACCAAGACUCUUUUUUUUUAGUCAUUUCACAGCAGUGAGAGAUGCGAUGGGAUUUUAGUGUUUAGCGUGUAAAUAGAUGUGUGUGAAACUCGGUCACAGUGAACGUGGGCGUGCGGUACGUCUGCUCUCUCCGACAGCUUCCCCAAACGCCUGGCAGACGUCACGCGCUCUGAUCCCGGAGUCACCGAGUUUUCACUCCCAAUAACACCGACAGAGCCGUCUUCAUUCUCAUCUCAUAUAAAAAAAAAACAACAAAAUGACACACGAGUCGACCUGCAUGUGACUCUGGAAGGACCGACACACAUGUGAACACUGAUUAUUAAGUGGCCCCCCUGGUAGCCCCGCCCUCUUUCGUCACAUUAGUAUCGUUCGUUCUGCUGUCCUCGUCUCGCCCCGGUCCGGGUGUUUACGGAGACCCUUCAGGAAGCCCCUUUUCUGUGCCAAAAGAAGAUUGCAGUGAUGUAGUGAAAGGCAGCUAACGCUAACUGUUUAACUGUUAAAACAACUGGUGUAAGAUUCUUAUUAAAUUAUUCUAAUCAGGCCGCGCAGCAGUGUGGUGAUUAAUGACACGCUCUCAGAACCUGCACCGGGGGCAGAUUGUUAUUUACCUUUAACUCAGUGAGGUGAUCAGUGGCAGCUUUGUGAAUAAUAAUAAUAAUAAUAAUUAGGCCCAAUUUUCUCACAAGCUGUUAAUAAAUAUAACAGUAACACAAAGUAAUAGUUGUUUAAACACUUUUAAUCAUGUAGAAUUCUCACUGGUGUAUGAUCUCAGUUCUCAGGAAAACUCCAAACACAACACACGCUCAUACACACAAACACACAAAUACACACACAUACUCAUACACACUCACACACACUAAUACACACACACACUAAUACACACACACAUAUGCUCACACUCACACACACACACGCUCACACUCACACACAUACUCAUACACACUCACACACACUAAUACACACAUACACACAUGCUCACACUUACACACAUAUACAUACACUCACACACACGAACACUCACACACACACUCUCACACACACUAAUACACACACACACACACAUGCUCACACUCACACACAUACUCAUACACACUCACACACACUAAUACACACAUACACACAUGCUCACACUUACACACAUAUACAUACACACACACGAACACUCACACACACACUCUCACACACGAACACACUCAUACACACACACUGUAGAGCUGCCGGCUCUUCUUGCAGCUCGUUUCCAGGAGGAAACUGGAGAACUCUGAGGAAACCUGAGCAAACGGAGUGACGAGGUGUGAAAGUGCACACAGACAGUAACAGGAGCCUGGAGCUGAUGUACAGGAGCGACAGAGUGAGAGUUUACACUGUAAAUCAUGAUCCUUCUCCCAAACUGAUCCAGGAAAUAAAGCAGUAAAAGCGA
Tachysurus vachellii is the source of this 4047-nucleotide messenger RNA. It is a transcript of the gene rfx5, whose product is annotated as regulatory factor X, 5. The transcript has 10 exons. NCBI's taxonomy places the organism in Eukaryota, Metazoa, Chordata, Actinopteri, Siluriformes, Bagridae. Gene Ontology annotation, biological process: regulation of transcription by RNA polymerase II. Gene Ontology annotation, molecular function: DNA-binding transcription factor activity, RNA polymerase II-specific; RNA polymerase II cis-regulatory region sequence-specific DNA binding. The coding region runs from base 197 to 1831 and encodes 544 amino acids. The record is from RefSeq and is a predicted model, not a curated record.